This is a messenger RNA of Peniophora sp. CBMAI 1063, 1518 nucleotides long. The record is from the annotation of a GenBank genome assembly. NCBI's taxonomy places the organism in Eukaryota, Fungi, Basidiomycota, Agaricomycetes, Russulales, Peniophoraceae.
AUGAAUCCCGAGGAUCCUUCAACAGUGACCCAUACGACUAGCAGCUGCUUUGAGAAGACUCCUGUGAACUCGGCAUUCAUCAGACGGCUGCAGAAAGAUCCGCAUGCCACCCUCCAACACAUCGAGGAGUUAUAUGAUGCCAGACUGCCUGGAGCACACAACAAGAACCUCAUCAAGCAUCUAAAGUGUCUUACGGAGGCUUCUGGAUCUCACGAAAUGCUUCCUCGUGGAACAUGGCCGGCUGAGACGAAUCGACGUCUCUUCGAUCUUUACUUCAAUGCCGUAGUGGCACCAGGCUUCUUCGAGGAGGAACCUAUUCUCGUGGUACUUGUCGUAGAAGGUUUGCUGAACCUAGCGAGAGAGUGUGUGGAUCUGGAUGACAUCAAAACUGUGAGGUAUAUGCUACUAUGCUGUCCUGUCAUCUUCAAAAAGAUGUGGGAACACCGUGAUCGGUUGAAAGCCUUGGAUAUCUCUCCGAAGGAGUCAGUGUUUGAGUGGUGUGUCUUUCACUGGGCAGACAUGUACCAGAGAAACCAUGAUCAUCUGGCGGGCACCAGAACUUAUAUCCCCCAGGUGGCUCUUUACUGCUGGGUACAUCUAUCCAGGCCAGAUGGAUUCUCUGAUAUGUCCUUGGCGGGAUUGAGGUUCAUUCAUGGCGGUGAUCAGCCAUACUACGCACCGCAAAUGGUCGAGCGCUUCGCCCAAGAGGUCGUCGUGGACACUCUAGGGGGCGAUUCUGUUUUGGAACGUUUCGAGCGUACUUUGAUUGACUGCCUUGAUGAAGAAAGAAUGGACAUUUUGAUCGGUUCUGGCGAGGUAGUCGAUGCUCUCGACUUUGUAACGCAGCUGGCGAAGCAUCAUUCGGGGAUCCGGAGACUCGUGCACCAACAGCAGUCGGAAAAGGAUGACGCGGACGUGGUGUGGAUGGAGUGGGAGUCGGCGUUGUUCUUCUGGCAACUCAUGUUCAUGGAUCUGGAGGACGCACAAGACAAGAUGGAUAUGUCAAACGUGACGGUCCGCGGCGACGACAUAAUCACGUUCUUGGCACGCGGCACAGAGCUCAUAUCUCGCGGCAAUCCUCCAGACCUUUACGACCUCAUCACAGGGAGUUUGCAACUGAUGGGAGUUUAUGCAAGGGCUGAACUGUGCGAUAUAGCGCCAACGCUUGUCGACGACCUUCUACGCCGCACAGUCACGGAAUGGAUCCCAGUACUGAACAUCCUCGAUAUGGGCUUUUACCGCCGAAGGAUACCAGAGGACGUUUACAAGAAGCUACGUGACGCGUGGAUGACAUUCGGAUCGCAAGUCAUGAAUCUUGACGAGGAUAGAGAACGCAAACGUCAUCAGGACGCGAUGCAGAAGUUCUGCUCGUAUCCAGCAUGCCAGUUCUAUCGAAAGGAGCCGAACGUGGAUUUAUCGUCCUGCUCGGGGUGCGGAGGAGCCCGGUAUUGUGGUAAGGAAUGUCAACGAGGAGAUUGGAAGGUGCACAAGAAGACAUGCAGGAAGGUUGUGGAGUAG